Messenger RNA from Neospora caninum, 2271 nucleotides. RefSeq lists its product as hypothetical. The transcript has 11 exons. Bases 1 to 2271 code for a protein of 756 amino acids. Lineage: Eukaryota; Apicomplexa; Conoidasida; Eucoccidiorida; Sarcocystidae. The record is from RefSeq and is a predicted model, not a curated record.
AUGCACAGACUCCCGCUGCUCAGAAAUCUGGGUUUCGAGGUCACACAACCGGAGACCGAGCCUUCUCUCUCUGCCCCGCUGCCGAGUCCGGAGGACGCGCCCGCGUGCCCGGCGAGCGUGGCGAGUUCGCUGGGAGGAACCGCGGCGCUUCCUUUCCAUGCUUCGCCGUCCUCUUCCCCACCGUUCGUCUCCCCUCUGAAGUGCCAUGGCGACGCAAACCUGUCUCGAGACUCCGCAAUCUCUUCUGAGGCGCGAGGGGAACCGCCGCGCGGGCUCAAGUCGCUGAAAAGUCCCCUCAAACCUCGGAGACACUUCCCUUCUCUCUUGGCUUUCUCGCCGCCGUCCUUGGUGUCUUCCGGUCCCCGUGUCACGCUGUCGGCUUCCCCGCCUGUGAGCGCCCGACCCUCGAGCCGAGGCACCGCGAAGGAGCCGGAGCUGGCGGGCCGUCUGCAGCAGCAAGAUGCCGAGGCGGAAAGCGCCGCGGGGACAUCGGAGACGCCGGAGAAAAGUGACUUCCGUUCAAGGGAUGGCUGGGAAACGCAGCGCGAAAACGGGCACGCCGGCAAGGAUCGCGAAGAUCACGCAGACCAGGCCGCCCGCGGUCUCGCAGAUGUUGAGCUGUUUGGACUCACGGACGGUCAAUGCACGAAAACAGAACCGCGGGAUCGAGACGGAAUGACAGACUCCCAGAAAAUCAACGGCGGCCAGCCGAGCGCCUCACAGGGCGAGACCACCUUCUCCGUCCAAACAAUAGAACUAGACCGCAAAGAUGAUUUCCGUCUCAAGUAUCUCCAGAAACUGUCAUACUCGCACGGUUUGAUGACAAUUUUCGACUGGGACGACACGCUGCUCUGCACGUCGUUCCUGAAUGCAGUCUGCCACACUCCGGACUGGCGCCUGGCGUGCGAUGAGCACCUCCAGAAGAUUGAGGUGCACGCGAAAGCGUUGCUCGAGCUGGCAAUGCGCUUCGGACGAGUCUUCAUCAUAACAAACGCCGUGGAAGGCUGGGUUGAGCACUCCUCCAAAAAGUUUCUGCCCGGCUUGGUUCCUCUCUUGCAAAAAAUCCCCAUCAUCUCGGCGCGAAACCGAUUCGAGGCGGUCUUUCCCGGAGAGUAUCAUCAGUGGAAGGUCCAAGCAUUUCUGGAAGUUCGCCGGCAGCUCAACCGCGAAAUCAUCACCAACCUGAUCUCGGUGGGGGACUCCAUUAUUGAGAUGGACGCCGUCCAUGUCAUGGGAAAGGAAUUCUCGCAGGCUCUUGUUAAAACUGUAAAGCUUCGGGACGAUCCUUCUCCGGAGGAGCUUGCGAAGCAACUGGAGGUGGUUUCCAGCAAGUUCGAAAGCAUUUGUCAGAGUGCAUGCAAUCUGAGGGUCGGCCUGGAAAGGACGUGGGCAGACGACACCGACGAAGAGGGCCCAGACGGCGAGUACGGAUCGUUUGUUCCGGCUCCAGGGCGCUUCGGAACACCGCCUCUGGCUGACACAGCCGGCGACGCUUCGCCAGUCUCUGGCCGAGAGCCUGCGAGUCAGGCGAGCAUCCAGUUUUCUGCGCGGGGGAAUUUGCGGGUGCACGAGGAUUUUGCAGGCCAGAGAAGCGGGAACGAGGCUCCGCGAGAAGAGGGACGCGCACAUGCAAGGUACCUCGCACUGGAGUCUCGAGCCUGGCAGGCGCUACACCACAUACGCGAGGAGUACGGGAUCCACAUCCUGCAUCGGCUUAUUGAAGAGCACGGCGUGCAUGCACUCCAGCGCAUGAUCGACGAACACGGGGUGCAAAUAGUGCAGCAGAUGGUCGAGGAGCGCCGCUUGCGAGCGGCUGAGACGGAGACAGGCGACGCUUCCGGAGCUGGGCCACGCCACCUCGAUGAGGGUAGGCGGGCGGUCCUCGACGCAGCCCAAGAUGUGAGCGCUGAGGUGGGGGGCCGAGAAGAACUGUCUCAAGACCGAGCGCUAUCAGUCGUCGAGGCGACAGGGGCGAGAUUCGGUCCAGAGCGAGAACUGACACCAGACAGCGUCUAUGCCAUCCAGGAAGUGCUUGCGCGCGACGCGAGUGGGAUGCAGCCCAUUCGAGAGGAGCAAGAUCCGUUGGCUUCUCAAAAAUCCCCCGACGCCCAGAGGAUUCGGAACAGCCAACCCCCUGAUCACCAGCGCCGGAGACAGGAGUUCCCAUUGCUCGCUCACGAGCCGCCAGCCGUCGGAUACACAAGCACGCCCUUUCCCAGCGAGUUGGGCAUCCCCGUCUUUCCCGCCGCCUGCUUUGUCGUCUUUCCGUGA